This is a messenger RNA of Octopus bimaculoides (California two-spot octopus), 1835 nucleotides long. RefSeq names its product metalloreductase STEAP4. Gene Ontology annotation, molecular function: cupric reductase (NADH) activity; ferric-chelate reductase (NADPH) activity. Gene Ontology annotation, biological process: copper ion import. Lineage: Eukaryota; Metazoa; Mollusca; Cephalopoda; Octopoda; Octopodidae. The record is from RefSeq and is a predicted model, not a curated record. Gene Ontology annotation, cellular component: plasma membrane; endosome.
ACAACAAAUCAAGUUUGUUUGUUGACUGGCAUCUUCAUAUCCGGUACUUAGUAAACCAAAAUAGCGAUGGUAAAAACCUCGUUGCAUUCAUCUCAUAUGAUUGUAACGAAAACAAAAGCAACUCGUGAUCAUCCUUCAACAAGGUGUGUACUAUAAUAUAAAUUCAUAAGUUGAAUUCGGGGACAGUUAAUGCUAGACAGUAAUUUCUUGGAUAUCGUAGUGUGACUCGAGAAGAAAAUAUCUUAAAAAUGAGCAGUUAUGAAAUUUUGCUGAAUUCAGAUGAUUGUCCAUUUUGUCAUGAUACAGAAACUAUGGAAAACCAAACAAUUGGCAUUCUUGGUACAGGAAACUAUGGAACAGCAUUAGGGAAAAGACUUUUACAAGCUGGAUAUGAAACCGUUUUUGGUAGUCGAAAUCCACUUCAACGAUCCUUUAUCACCAGAGAUAAACAGUUGAGCAACGUCAAAGUGGACUCUGUUAAAAAUGUUCUUACAAACAAGGAAAUUGAAAUUUUUAUCCUGGCAAUUCCUUAUUCUAGCAUGGAAUCCUGUCUUCGACCACAUAAGAAUGAUUUGGUGGGAAAAAUUUUCGUUGAUAUCUCAAAUCGCACUAAACCAAGUAAAUUUGAAUCAAAUGCAGAAAAUUUAGCUAUCAUUUUCCCAGAUAUUCAGUUUGUAAAAUCUUUUAACACAUUGUCUGCUUAUGCUGUUGAAAGUGAGAACUUUGGUGGUAGCAUAAAAAAUUUCGUCGCUGGAAAUAACAGACAUGCACGAGAAAGAAUUAUGCAAUUGUCACGUGAUAUUGGGAUUCCUCCCGUUGACUGUGGUAACUUAGGUGCUGCAAGGAAACUGGAAGCUUAUCCCCUAACUCUUAUGUCAGGAUGGGGUAUACCUAGUAUUUAUACAUUAGUGACUUUUCUGGUUUGGUUCAUAGUUGUAACUGCAAAGAUUGUAAUAUACUACACUAGCCACAAUCUUCAAAUAUCCUGGUAUAGAAUGCCACUGACGUUUUUGAACAAAAUAGUCUGUUUGACAGCCAUUACAUUAUUAGCUUCUUCUUAUUUACCAGGUUGCUUAGCAGGAUUUUUACAAAUUUACAAUGGAACAAAAUACAAAGAUUUCCCUAAAUGGAUGGACAAAUGGAUGAAAUCUCGCAAAAUGAUAGGACUUUAUGCUCUUCUUUUCAGUUUCUGGCAUGCUGGGAUGUCUCUGGUACUUAUUUCCCCUGGCUAUGCUAAUUCAUGGUACCUUACUAGUCCACAUGCUAAUUCCUCAGUUAUCUCCCCUUAUGAAGUACAUCUGAACCUCAAAGGCGAAUCUUUAAUAAGUACUGGAUUUAUAGCCCUGUUCUUAAUGCUUCUUGUUGGAAUUUCCUCUCUUCCAAGUGUUAGUGAAAUACUCAACUGGAAAGAAUGGCGUUUUACUCAAAGUCACUUAGGAUAUGUAACAGUGUUUUUCUCAGUUAUGCAUGUCUUUAUCAUAGGCAUGCCAAACUGGCUAAAACACCCUUCGAGUUUUUUUUACUCAAAUACCUUCACAUGUUGCAUACUUCCUUUGUUGACAUUAUUCUUAAAACUUGUUUUGUGCUUACCAGGGGUUAGUUGUUAUGUUGACAAUAUACGUGCAGGCUGGGAGAGAAGAAAACCUGAGAAAAUUGAAAAUGAUAUUCCUUUGUAAUGAAAUUUCAACAAAUCUGUCAAAAACUAAAUCUGUUCAUUUGAUAAAUGAAUAUAUUUUUCUAUGAACAUUAAGUAUUGAUCUGUACUGACAAACAGUUUCAUCAAGCGUUUAUUAAAAUUUAAAUUAAUCUUGAAUUUCAAGUUUAAUAAACUCCAA